GUGCACGCGGUGCGGCUUCCACAACUACAGCUCCAAGAUCCAAUGCACGCAGUGCGGAGCUCCGAUGCCUCCUGGGGCGAUGGCCGGCAUGCCCGCGCUGCCGGGGGUCCCGAGUUCGGGCACGGCGAUAUGAGGCGGGUGCGCUCGGAGACUGUCCCCAGGCAGCCAGGGGCGAUGAUCCGCGGCGUCGGAGAGGAUGGCUUGAGAGAGGGGCUCGCGCUGAGCGGCGAAAGCAGCGAUGGGCUCGCGGGGGGCCAGGGGCGGGAUGUCGCAGGGGAGUGGGUCAGCUCUGCGCACUUACCAUCUUCAACCAGUCAUGAGCCACGGACCAUGCGUCGAUCGUGGCAUGUGAUCUGAGUCCCUAUGUCGCGCGAGAGCGGAAG
This is a messenger RNA of Prorocentrum cordatum, 383 nucleotides long. Lineage: Eukaryota; Dinophyceae; Prorocentrales; Prorocentraceae. The record is from the annotation of a GenBank genome assembly.